AUUAUUAGGGAGUAUUUGUAAAUGACCAAAAUCCUAAUUCCUUCCGUUAUUGUAGCAACAUGGCCCGUUCAAAGCGGAGGUCCAUUUUCACUUUCACCCCCAAAAUAUUUGGAUAAACCCCCCCACCCACUUUCACCUGCGCCGAUAUUCCCUCCCCCCACGACCCUAUUAGUUUUCUCUCUCUCUCGUCAUCUCCCGAGAUAAUUGCGGCCAAUUCCCAGAAAUUAAGCCGGCAUUUCCCGGCGCAAUUGAAGGAUCUAUCACAACAAAUGGUUGGUGACGCAGCACAAAAUCCCGCCUCCUCCUCCUCCUCCUCAAUCCGCGGCGGCGAGCAAACCUCCUGCUCUUCCGCGAUCCGGCCCAGGGGAUCCAGAGUCUGCGCCGCAUGCAGCCACCAGCGGCGGCGGUGCCCUCCCGACUGCCCCCUCGCCCCGUAUUUUCCGGCGUGCAAGCGCGGAGAGUUCCUCAAUGCGCACAGGCUGUUCGGCAUUAAGAACCUCACCAGAUCUCUCGCCAGCAUCGAGGAGGAGUACAGAGACGAUUUCAUGGUGUCGAUCAUCUACGAAGCCAACGCCCGCGCCGCCGAUCCCGCCGGCGGCUGCCAGAGCACGAUCAAGUCUCUCUACGACCAGUUGCGGUGCAGUCUCGCCGAAUUGCGAUUCGUGAACCAGCAACUCGCGUUUCACCGCUCCAGGCACCAUGAGAUGCAAUUGGCGGCGGCCAUGGCGGAUUUUGGACCGCCGUUGCAGCCGGCCAGAAGGUAUGACGGGCCUCUUCCGGGUCGGGUUUCAAUUGGCCCUCGAGACUUUAGUGAAGCCCAAUCGUUAGUUAUUAGUCGAGGAUUCGCUUGUACAGAUUCAGGGGCAGCAGUCCCGUUUUGCUCUGAUGGGUCACUCAAAUCGAGGUCUGUUAAAUUCUGAAACUCUUCAAUUGUUUAUUUCAGUGAAUUAAAACAGUUUAGGGUUUACACUUUGCAUGUUAAGUGAAUUGUUUAGGUUUUUUCCCCUGCAAAAUUAAAUUACAUUUGUAUUAUUCAAUUCUCACUGAUAAACAAAACCCAUAUAACCCAUUCUGGGUCGGUGUCAAGAUGUAAGUAAACCUUAACUCUAUUA
Molecule: messenger RNA, 1112 nt
Organism: Cuscuta campestris
Lineage: Eukaryota; Viridiplantae; Streptophyta; Magnoliopsida; Solanales; Convolvulaceae
Source: the annotation of a GenBank genome assembly